Messenger RNA from Lichtheimia ornata, 717 nucleotides. RefSeq lists its product as uncharacterized. NCBI's taxonomy places the organism in Eukaryota, Fungi, Mucoromycota, Mucoromycetes, Mucorales, Lichtheimiaceae. The record is from RefSeq and is a predicted model, not a curated record. The coding region runs from base 1 to 717 and encodes 238 amino acids. The transcript has 4 exons. Gene Ontology annotation, cellular component: nucleus; SMN complex; spliceosomal complex. Gene Ontology annotation, biological process: spliceosomal complex assembly; spliceosomal snRNP assembly.
AUGAGCCGCCGUAUAUUUUCCCAAGUACAAGAGAAGGAAGAUAACGACAAUGACUAUGGGUCACGAGCUGCAUUGCCCAUCUCCAAGACGAAAGCCGAUUUGGUCAAUGGCCAACCAGUAUCAGGGGAAGACUACUUGCUCUUAGUACGACAGCAGUCGAAAAAAUGUGCCCAAACAGUAACAGCACCACCACCCAAAGAAAAAGCCAAGUUAUCACUACCACCUCAGUUCCGGUUCUUUGAAUCCGAGAGUAAUGACACGUGCCUUGUCCUCCCUGACUCAGAGUGGCAAGAAGGAUUUGUCACCUAUUUCAAAUCAUAUCAAGAGUAUGCCCAAUCCACCAAGGAUCAAGUGAAAACCAACCAAGUUGCUCCCACUCAAAAAGCUGCAUGGCAUACCUUUUGUUACAGCAAAACGCCAUCGAUUGAAAAGUUAAAUGUCGUUGCAAGUCUAUCACAGCCUGUUAUCAUUGCAGUGCUUCGAUAUUAUACAGAAUGGCUAGAGGAUAUGUCCGAGGGCGAAUGCUUAUGGAUCUACACCUUGUUGUUAUAUCUUGAUCCAGUCAUGACAGCUGAACACACUUCUAUCCUGCGAGACAUAUCAAGGAAAUGCAUCAAACUCAGAAGCGACAAGCAAGAACAUGAUGAACAAGUCUUUCGACUCAACAUGAUAAUCACCAUCAUUGGCAAGGUCUUUUCUCAGGCGGAUCUUUUAUAG